UCCAGAGCUGAGCUGAUCCCACGUGUGACGCUGCUUUCCCCGGCUCGCCACUGUUCUGUUAGCGGGGUCUUCGGCUACAGCGGGUCGGUCGCUCUGCAAGCCAGCGAGCCAGCAGCAGCAGCAACAGCAGCAGCAAGCAGCAGCCAGCCAGCGAGCCAACCAGCCAGCCUACCCACCAACCAACCAGCCAGCCAGCGCUCCACUCACUGCCUGCCUGCGGUCGGUCGGCUUCAGCUAUGGAGGCGGACGGGAGCCAAGCCACAUCUGGGAGUCCUAACGAUUCACAACACGACCCGGGCAAAAUGUUCAUCGGUGGCCUCAGCUGGCAAACUUCACCAGACAGCCUUAGAGACUAUUUUAGUAAAUUUGGAGAAAUCAGAGAAUGUAUGGUGAUGAGGGAUCCCACGACCAAACGCUCCAGGGGAUUUGGGUUCGUUACGUUUGCGGAUGCGGCCAGUGUAGAUAAAGUCUUAGGUCAACCUCACCACGAAUUAGACUCAAAGACGAUUGACCCUAAAGUUGCCUUCCCAAGACGUGCUCAACCCAAGAUGGUCACAAGAACAAAGAAAAUAUUUGUAGGCGGAUUAUCAGCUAACACAGUAGUUGAAGAUGUGAAGCAGUAUUUCGAACAGUUUGGCAAGGUAGAGGAUGCCAUGCUUAUGUUUGAUAAAACCACAAAUAGGCAUAGAGGAUUUGGCUUCGUAACUUUCGAGAAUGAGGAUGUGGUGGAGAAAGUCUGUGAGAUUCAUUUUCAUGAAAUCAAUAAUAAAAUGGUAGAAUGUAAGAAGGCCCAACCCAAGGAGGUGAUGUUUCCUCCGGGGACGCGAGGGCGAGCCAGGGGUUUGCCCUACACCAUGGACGCCUUCAUGCUAGGAAUGGGCAUGCUGAGUUACCCAAACAUCGUAGCGACGUACGGCCGCGGAUACACUGGCUUCGCCCCGAGCUACAGCUACCAAUUCCCUGGUUUUCCUGCGACAGCGUACGGUCCCGUGGCGGCGGCGGCAGUGGCAGCAGCGCGUGGCUCAGGUAGGGCGGCCCGUGGAAGAGGCGGCUACGCAGCAUACCCGCACAGCACAGGGCCAGGCUUCCCCGAUUAUGGUUUCUAUUCCUCGCCAAGUGACCAACGGGGGCCCCCCUUCUCCUUUGCGGACUAUGGCUCCUUGGGCCCGCAGGCGGCUCAGCUGCUGCAAAGCGAGCAUGCCACCUCCGCCUGCAACUCCCCCCUGCAGCACCUGCCCAGCCCGGAUCAGUAUAAGAGCCCAGGCACCAACCCUCCUCGGCCUGGAGCCUUCCCCGGAGCCAGCAGCCCCGGCCCUGUGGCUGACCUCUACGGCCCCGCCAGCCAGGACUCUGGAGUGGGCAAUUACAUAAGCGCUGCUAGCCCCCAGCCCGGCUCCGGUUUCGGCCACAGUAUCGCCGGUCCUUUGAUUGCGACAGCUUUUACAAAUGGAUACCAUUGAAAACCUAACAGGUGGUUGGUUGCCAUCUCAUUUGAGCAGAGUUUAUCAGGAGGUCCGGGGAAGGCAGGCCGGAGUUUCUAAUUGGUUCUGUGUACAGGUAACGGCCAUACAACUUCAAGCACUACAGAGAGGAACAGCGGAAGAACAGCUGAGAUGGCACCACUUGAAGAACAAAAGAAAAGUCUGAAUCCGAAUCAUCUCUGAAAAAGAAAAAAAAAAAAGAUCUGCUGUACUAUAAAGAAAAGCUGGCUUUCGGAUUCUUUUUUUAUCCUACUGUAUAACUCCCCAUAACUUGACGUAGGAUGCUGAUGUUUAUGUUUCUUUUUUUUCCUCCUCCCCCUUUCACUGAUUUUUUUUGACAUAUUUUAUCAAGUAGUGUCUGAAUCAGCGUUUGAGGCUGACUCAAGUUUUGAGCUUCAUUAUUCAUGUUCAGGUUCUCUGAUGAGGAGAGCUGUGUAAAUGUACAUUUUCUUUCUUUAUCACUCUCUUAUUCUAUUCCUUUUAAUGUUAUAACAUAGCUACAGUUGUCUUCAUCACUCUUAUUGGGUAAUGCCACACAACCUGAAAAAAGCCACAUUUUCAGGCUUUCAUUUUAACAAAACAAACAAAAGUUUUUGCUUUAAACGGUGAUGUUUGCUCAACUUUCAAAAAGCGCAUCGAGAGGGUGUCUAAACAAAUCUUAGUAGCUCUUCGUUCUUUGUUUUUGUGUGGCGUCUUGUUAAUCAUGAUUACCUAUUUUGGGCAAUAAGAGGACUACAAUAUUUUCACAGUCCUUUUUUAUAAAUGUUUUCUUUUUUUGUUGAUCUAUAUAUAAAUAUAUAUAUAUAUAUAAAAGAAAAAAAACUACAUUUCCUUUUAAUACUUUGUGAAAUGAGAUUUAAAAAGAAAAAAAUGAGAGUUAUAAAACUGUAAAUACUACUUCCGGUCACUGCAUCGAACCAUCUCAAAGAGAGAACCAUAUUUUUGUGCUGGUGUUCUAGAGGUUGUAACUGUGCGCAAAACUGACAUAUAUGUUUUAAUGCAAAAGACCUUUUCAGGCUCAGUGCGAUAACUGAAAUCUAUUUGUAGCACAACAAGCAGACGUGACCCCACUGCGGACAUCAGAAUCCCAACGAAACACUGUUAGCUUGCUCUGUAAAUACUGUGCAGGUGGCAUACCAGCAUACUGACUGUAGAUAGCGAGAAGAUCAGACGUGCACAGCUUUCAAAGAGAAAAUAUCUUACAAAGCAUACACAGAUCUACAUUGUAAAGAUAUAUUUAAAGAAAAAAAGAAAUUGAAGAACUGAAACCCAAAGCACACAUUUAUGUUUCUUUCCUCUUUUUUUAAACAGUAACUGACUUAAAUUAGUAAUAGGGAUGUUUUGUAAUAGGUAUGUUUUUAUUUUAUUUUUUUCUCAAUUAAUUGUAGGUUUUCCCUUAGAGUCUCCAGUCAUGCUAAAUCCUAGAACGCCUGAUUUCGGAAACACAAAAAAUGGCAAUAUUUCAAGAUUUUUCAAGUCGUUUACGGCUUAUCUUCUUGAUCAAUUAGGAAAACAGCUGUUUUGUACUGUUACCUCAGUCCAGUGGGAUGUAUUUAAGAGGACGUAACAAAUUAAUUUAUUUUAUCUUGAGGCAGAUUGAAAAAGAACUAUGAGAUUGUCUUGAAAUUAAAGUAAAUCAUUGCACUGUGAGAAAGAAUUUAUCAUUUUUCUAUUUGCACAUGUUAAAAGAUGUUCUCUAGCAUGGGUCACAUGAAGGAUUGUUUUGGAGUCGCAGGAUAGCGCUCGCUGAUCGCAGUCUUUCCGCUUGGGUUAAGUGGAAAACUGUGCUUCUGAAUAAUCUUUUUCUUUUCUUUUUGUCCUGGGACUUUUUUUUUUUGUAUUUUUACGGAUAGGAUCUGCCGGCCGUACAGAUGAGUUUUAUUAGUAGCAAUAGUUCAAACUCUCAGAAACACUGAAACUGAAUUAAACUAGUAGCUGCUACACAUACACACACACGUUACGUACUACAUGUGGAGACUGGAUUAGAGGAAGUAGAAAGUACGUUAAGAUAUAUGCUCAGUGAAAUAAGAGUGAUAUUUAAGAAUAUGAAUCGACUGAUAUAUGCUGUUGUUCAUCCUUGCUGCAAAAUGUAUUUGUUUAUUUUUUUUUCCUCUCUCUUUUCACGAUUUUACUGAAAUAAGUGGGGAUUCAGAAAGAAAGGCUGAAUCUUUUUUUAAGAAAAAGUAAUAUGAGAAACAAUGAUUUCUGCAAACUUUUCAAAAGACAAAAAAACGACACACAAAAAAAGAAGACUAAACCCCAGCGCGGUUCAAAUAUAAGUGGGGGAUUUUUAUCGAUAUUUUUGUGGAUGUGAAUGAAUAUGCUAAAUAUAAUGACAAUAUUACGAUUAAUGUACUGUAUUUAUCAUUUGAUUCUCUCUCCAUUCCCUGUCACAUCAUACAGUAAUCUUCUGUUAAUCUUUGUAUUUCAGUAGUGUGUAAAAAAGAGGAAAAAAAGAAAUAACCUUGUAAAAGAGUGCUGUCUUUGAUGCCAGUGUAGUGGUCUAUACAUUUCCCCGUUAACCCUUUUCACCCUCCUCUUCCCUCCAUGUUUGGCCUGACCCCCCUCCUCCUCCCUCUUCGUCUUUUUGCUCUUUCUCUAUAUCUCUGUCUCACACUCUCUUAGUGAGUAGGCUUAGAUGUUAUGUAAUCAACGUUAAGGUAGAGCCGUAGUUAGUAGCAGAUUUAGGACCAGUAAGGAUAGAACUUUCUCUUGAUAAUCAUUUAAAAAAAACAACAAAAAAAGAAAGAAACAAAAAAAUGCUGAACGUUGUUUUCAUUUCCAUGGUAUUUUUCUUAUGUUUUCUCUUUUUUUUUUCUUUUUUUUCUGACUCUCACAUGGUUUCAACUAACCAAAGCUCUCAUAAUGAAGUCCAGAAAAAGAAAUUGGUGUAAGACAGAAUUGUAAAACCAGGCAUUAAUUGGAUCCCCACCCUUGAAUGUUUCAAAAGGGGUGUGCCAUACUACCUUAAAUGCUAACGCUCGAUAUGCAAAACCAUUUUAUUUUCAUUCUUUUUUUUUAAAGAGGGACACAAGCUAUAAUUAUGGAAAGGAUGAUUUUAUUACAUGAAUGAAAAAUUCAUAUUUUUUUAGUAAGUUCUACCAGAGUAAUGAUGACAUAGCCUAAUAAUUAUAGAUAUGGAUAAAACUGUAAUAGGUUUUGAUAUUUAUACUCUAUAAAGAAAAAAGCCCAGUGGCCCAUGGCACUACUAUUUUUGAAUACUUCUUUUUAUGUGUCUGCAUAGAUUCAUGUAUACUUUAGGUUUUUUUUGUCAUCUGGAACAUUUCUUUGAUUAUUUUUGUACUCUGUAAUCAUUUUGCCAGCUCUUCACAUUAAUCAAAGCUUAGGCUGAGAAACGUGAAUGCUUUUAAUGUCUAAAAGAAUUAGUGUAGCUUACAAAAAUGAAGAUAUCUUUGAGCUCUUGCUUUGAGCAAGCACUGAUUAUUUACUGCCAGCAGUCAUAAUAGAAUUUAAAUCAAUGGCAGAUUUUUUUUUCUGAAUGAAAUCUCUUCUCAGGGAUUAUGAAUGUGAGCUAAUCGAACUCCUCUAUCUGUGUGAUUUAGCUGAAGAUUAUUCUCUAAUUUGUGGGUUCUGUCUCUGAUAUGUGGUCUCAGAUUUCAUUCAGACACAAAAACGCUUUGUUAGAUGCAGUAGUGCUGCGUUGGAAUUGCUGUUGGGCUGAACCCCAUAAGGAUUGCAUUCAUCCAUGGCAGUUGCUCAUGGCAGCCAUUAAACCUGGUUAUCUGUGUUAUUGUCCUGAAUAUAAAACUGUUGGAAAUUAUCAAAUGGGUGAGAAUUUUCAGCUUCUUCUUGAGCAACAGAAUAGGAGCAGCUAAAUUUUCUUCUGCAUUAUCAAAUACAAAUCAUAGAAGAUAUGUUUUCAUACACACACACACACACACACACACACACAGUACUGUUAAAGGCUCCGUCGCCUGAAAACACAAUCAUAGGUAACGCUAUUCAUCUUGGCGUUUGUUUUUUAAUCAGGAAGGCAAAAUUAACAUUAACAUUUGAAUUUUGUUUUUUAGUUUUUCUUUUGCGUAACCAGCUAUUUCCAGCACUCUCCUGGAGGAAGGCCAGUAUAUACAGUUAUCUUCCAUACAUAGUUAGUCAUCAAAUCAGAAAUAAAUCAGGUGAGCUGCUGCUGGUAGAACACAUCCGUACAGUAACUGGAGUUCACACAGAAAUCACCAACCUAACCCGUGAUCUUCUACUAACUAUCCAACUAUCCACAUCUUCUAUCCUGUGUAUUUGAUAUGAUAUAUUGUCAGAGAAUGUUUUUAAAUAUAUAUUAGUUUAAUUUAGACUCAGCCUAGUUAUUGAUUAAAAUGAAAGCUGGCGACCUGCUUUUUUUUUUUUUUUAUAUAUAGUCUUUUAUAGACUUUCUCUCUCGCUCAGUUGAAAUUUUUCCUGAUUUGAUCUUGUAGCUUGGACUUUAAGGUAGCAUGGCUCUGUUGCCGUUAUUUUGUUUUUCACUGACAGCAGUUUACAGCAGAUGAAUGUUACACAUCUUGCUAGACUAGUUAAAUCAUUGGAUAAUUGUUGGUUUAAAAAAAUGGAAAAGCUAAAAAAAUAAACGACCUGGAAGGUGUUGGGUGAUAUUGGGAGUGAACUACCGUAUCCAUUUAAACUUGAAUCUCGAGGCAAGUGCUAGGCAAUGGCCAAAACGAUCAACCCAUUAUUGUUGAAGCAACAAAACUACUUUGUGCGCGCACACACACACACAAACGCAAACACCUACACAGACAACACACGUACACACUGACGCACACUAGCAAACCCACAUACUGUAAUGACGUAUGUAUAUACUUGUAUACAGAUACAGGAUAUAUAUGUAUAGUGUAUAUAUACAUCUUUGUUAAAUUGUUUAAGCUGCCUCAUAAAACUCAUUAAUCAUCUUUGUAGUGGGACUGAAUGAGCCGAGCAGCGUUCAGUUCAGUAGUCAACACUGUUUCUAACACUCACCACUGAGACGCUUUGAAGUCACAUGUCUGUUCGUCGGGUAUAGAGCUGUUUCGCGGUAGGGCACUGCCGGGGCGGAUGCGGCGACGGGAAAGUCAUUAGUUUAGCUGUGGAAUGUGUUGGGAACACCUCACGCAUAUGCGUGUCCAUGCCCCUUCAGCUCUAUUGAGGUCACUGCAGUCACUAUGGCAGGUGUGGCAGGGGAAUGGUCUUACUUCUGACGCUUCCUUCGGGAACUCUCCUGUUUUCUCUCCCGAGGCAUCUUCGGCCUCUCUGAUUGCCUUGUCCAUUCCUAACACUUGCCCAUUUUUUAACGGACUUUUUACCGCAUGAACUGACUGAACGGACUGACGUCUGAAAGCAUCUUUCAGGUCUUCUUGUAUGGCUUGCUUAAGCCCUGUUGUAAAAUAAAAAAAAACUAAAGUGGAUGGGGGUCUCUCACAUCUCAGAUGUGGAAAGUAUAAUUUUAUAUUUGUAUUUUCAAAUAAUAAUGAUAAUAAUAAAAAAUGUUUGUGAAAGGUUUCCAUCCUCUACUGUGGUCCAGAAAUCAAUGUGUUUGUCUGGAAAAGAUAAAAAAAAAAUAAUAAUAAACUGUUUUGAAACAUUUCA
Astyanax mexicanus (Mexican tetra) is the source of this 7055-nucleotide messenger RNA. RefSeq names its product musashi RNA-binding protein 2b (gene msi2b). Gene Ontology annotation, molecular function: RNA binding. Gene Ontology annotation, cellular component: cytoplasm. The record is from RefSeq and is a predicted model, not a curated record. NCBI's taxonomy places the organism in Eukaryota, Metazoa, Chordata, Actinopteri, Characiformes, Acestrorhamphidae. Bases 237 to 1460 code for a protein of 407 amino acids. The transcript is spliced from 15 exons.